AUGCAAAAUCUAUAAGAUGAUAAAAUUAACAAUAGCUAUAGCUCCUAAAUAUUAAAUGAAUAUCAUGAAACUACAUAUAGCUUCGAGGGUUUCGAAUAUUAAUUAAAACAAUUCAACGAAAAUGUAAAUGAUAUCUUGAUUUAGCAGACAUAAAAUGAAUAAUUAUAAUGUUACUAAGAAAACUUAAACAAUCAAUUUUCUGAAAAUAAUUCAAUUUAAAUGGAAGAUUUUAAUCUAAUUUAGUUUCCAUAAGGCUUAAAUUAUGAAAAUUCAUAAUUAAAUCCUAUUUUUUUUGAGGGCUCUUAAGAAUAUAUUAAUGAAAAAGAUGUAAGCAAUUAGUAGAACAAAACAGAUUCACAAAAAAUAAUAAACAAAAGAUAAUCAAAUAACAAAUAAAUUAAAUACGAAUCAUUUUUUAUUACCAAAAAUGCUCCUCAAUCAGUUUUAGGCUUAAACAAGAAAUUUUAUCUGUUUUUGGAUUAAAUGAUAGACUUAGAUUAUUUUGCUAAUAUCAAAUCUCCAAAUGAAUAUAUUUAAAACAACUGUUCAGUGUAAUUAACAAAAGGUUUUAGAUUUCUAAACAAAGUUUUACAUAGAAUUGAUAAUAAAUAUAUAGAAGUAGAGAUAGAAUAUUUAGAUAGAUAAACUUAAAGUAUCGACUAUAUAAUAUAAAUUUUGAAAUCAUUAGGCAAUCAAGACUUAAUAAAAUAUAUUAGCUGUUUAUCAGAAUUUCAGAAAAAUAUAUAAAAUUGCAAAAAAUGUAUUUAAAAGUAAUCUCUCAAGUUAGAUUUUAUCUAGAAUAGACUAUAAAGAGAAAAAGCAGCAAAUGAGAAAUUCAAACAGUUAACUUCAAAUCUAAAUCCUACAAAACUUAUAUUUUACUAAAGAUAUUCUGUAAAUUAUGAAACUUUUCAAUAUGAAUCGACAGUAGCAGGAUAUUCUCCUGCUUUUUAUGAGGUUUUAAAUAAUGGGUCUUAUCAUUUUAAGGACUAUCUAUUAAAAAAUGGUUAUUUUGAUCCUAUGUCUCCUCUAUUUAGGCUAGGAGAAUUCUUUUACAGAGUAUGUUAUUUUUCAAGUAACUUACCAUAAGAUAUUAAUGAUGAUAUUAAUAAAUAGGCUAAUUUGGAAUUAAUUACAGUAGAUAAUUAUACAUUUCCAGUGACUAUGUAGCUUUCUCACCAAUAUCUAGAAAAAGAUUUCGAUAUACAAAAUAAUUUAGAAUUUUAAUUUUAUGAUCUGCUAGCAGUUUAUGAAUUUACUUUCAAAAGCUAAUAUAUUUAUAAAAGUUUAAUUGAGGCAAGAUAAAAGAAUAUAAUAAAUUCAUGUAUAUCUGAAACAAAUUUAAGUGAUAAUAUUGAUUUAGAUUAAAAAGAUUAUGUAUAAACUGAAUUCUUUUAGAAAUAUUAUUAAGAUGACAUUUAAAACUUAUUAAAAAGAGGUAAUAAAUGGAAUAAAGUAUGUGGUUUUUAAGAUAUUACUAAAAAAAAAUUAAAGCAAGAAGAAAAAAGAGUAUGA
Messenger RNA from Tetrahymena thermophila SB210, 1515 nucleotides. RefSeq lists its product as hypothetical. Lineage: Eukaryota; Ciliophora; Oligohymenophorea; Hymenostomatida; Tetrahymenidae. The transcript has a single exon. The record is from RefSeq and is a predicted model, not a curated record.